Chelmon rostratus (copperband butterflyfish) is the source of this 1985-nucleotide messenger RNA. It is a transcript of the gene scel, whose product is annotated as sciellin. Gene Ontology annotation, cellular component: cytoplasm. The transcript has 26 exons. NCBI's taxonomy places the organism in Eukaryota, Metazoa, Chordata, Actinopteri, Chaetodontiformes, Chaetodontidae. Bases 143 to 1618 code for a protein of 491 amino acids. Gene Ontology annotation, biological process: epidermis development. The record is from RefSeq and is a predicted model, not a curated record.
CUCCCGUAAGGUUAAAAGCAGAAGGAAUGACAAGGGUGUGAUUUCAAAGUACAGAGUGAUAGACAGGCGUUAAGACCUGAGCUCCAGUGAGAGUUUCUACCCAGGGGAGUCGUAAAGCUUUCUGUGGAGGCCAAGUUACAAAAUGAGCCGGUAUUCAGCCGCCAAGAGCACUCUCCUGAAAGACAACAGCUGGAUCAGAAAGACGGAUGAUGAGGAUGAAGACAUCGACCGCGACCCAAACUUUGGCAAAUUUGUUCUAAGCCACCACAGAUCCAAUGAAAAUCUCGAAAGUCCAGGGGCUGAAGAAACGAAUACCACCAAACCAUCAGUGCGCCCGUCAACAUCUGUGCAGGCGCUCACCAAAAGAUUCAGUGGAAGUCUGGAUGAACCGAGGAGCAGCACCCUCCCUCCCAGCAAGACUACAUCCUCCUACACCAAAAGCACAUAUUCAAGCCCCAAACCAGAUUCUUUCAAGACCACCACAACCAGUACGGUCACCAAGGAUGGAACCAGUGGGACCACCACCACCACCACCCAAACUCUAAAAUCUCCUGGGGCUACUUCUCCCACCAAGACAUUCACUGAGCGGGUCAAGUCCUCAAGCAAAGGGGCACAGUACUCACAAUACUCACCCACCAGAACAACCAAAGUGACUGAGACGGUUACCACCAAAACAGACAGUGCGGAGGACAAACUAUACGACACACUCAUCCCCUUCUCUGCCAAGGAUGAUUUGACAACUACAGACAGCAAAACAACUGUCUCCAUGACUAAAACUGUGCCAGUGAACAGCAGCGCUGACACUAAAGUGGAGGACAGCCUUUACGACACACUCAUCCCCUCAGCUGUCAAGGGUGAUAGCUCACCCACAGACAGCAAAACCUUUGUCUCCAGUACUGAGACUGUGACAGUGAACAGCAGUCCUGAUGGAGAUGGUUUCAAGACUACAACCACAACAAGGACUUCUACGGCUGAGGAUGACCUGUAUGGCACCCUCCUGCCUAAAUCCAUUACGUCUGAUCUUCCUUCUCCUGUGAGUUCCAGCAUCACAAGGAGAGAGAUAGUCACAGUGGACAGCAGCAAAGGAGGGGAAAGCCCAACUCUGGCAUCACCAUCUCCCACCAAAAGAACCAGCAGCUACAGCUCGUACACUGAUGAUAUUCCCUCCACUCGCACCACCUCCUACACCGUCAGCACCACACCCAGUGACGACUACAGCAGCGACCGUAAAACCUACUCCUACUCCAGACCAAACUCCAGUUAUGAGUACAGCAGUGUCACCAGUCCCACCGUCUACACCACACCAUCGUACAGGAGCAGCAGCAGAUCAGAUGAUAUUCUGGCUGAUCCUAGCUCCUCCAUGAAGAGUGCUUAUGCACCUCCUGAGAGGACGGUGCUUGAGAAAGACCUGUGCAGCUACUGCCGUAAGCCCUUCAUUGGUGAUGCCAAGAUGGUCCUGGAAGACGUGAAGAUCAACUGCCACGCUUCCUGCUUUAAAUGCGAGGUGUGUCACAGCACUCUGGGUCAUAUGAAAGCCGGGGACAGCCUGUGGAUCUACAAACACAUGGUGCACUGUGAGAACUGCUUUGAGGUCACCAGAGAGAAGUGGCGACGCUGAGUUUUCCCCAAACCUUUGCUGGAGGCAUGAAGACGUGUGAUUAAAGAUAAAAAUGGAUUACUGUUCAUCAGUAUGUUGUGGGGGACAUGGGUUCUGCUAUGCUUAUGUUUUAAAGCUAACAGCGCUUUAUCUGGGUGCACUAACAAAAACUUUCUGAACCCUUUCUAGCAACGUAGUUGUUACUGUAUUGUUGACACCAUGAUAUUGCUGUGUCUGUAUCUACCCCUUUCACAAAUAUGAGGAGGCAUUUCUGAUGUAGUCUGGAGCUUUCAGGGAGAAUCUUGUGGGUAACAUGAUCGAGAUAUUGCAAUAUUUAGGGCCGGGGGCUUUUUUGUGUGUGCAAUAAAAUAUAUCUUUAUCUGAAAAA